Molecule: messenger RNA, 1941 nt
Organism: Exophiala mesophila
Lineage: Eukaryota; Fungi; Ascomycota; Eurotiomycetes; Chaetothyriales; Herpotrichiellaceae
Exons: 1
Coding region: 1-1941 (646 amino acids)
Biological process (GO): NADP+ biosynthetic process; NAD+ metabolic process
Molecular function (GO): NAD+ kinase activity
Source: RefSeq, a predicted model, not a curated record
AUGUCCACCCUCAUCACCCACUCCGCGGCAUCCUCUGUCUCUCCAACCUCCGAGGCGACUCCGGAUUCUAUGAUAUUCUUAUCCCCGACUCCUGUUAUUGAUAAUCUCGGGUCCCCGCUCCCACAUGGCAUGGCACCUCUGAGUCCAAAGCCUGCGGAGGGAGACACCAUUCUGCACCAGAACGCUCACGAAGAUGGCCACACGAACGGGGCACAAGAACACAUUCAAACAUCACCCAAUGUAAACGGCACCACUCUCAUCACUCCUCCCGAAACGACUUCCAAUCUUGCGAACACGUCUCCCACCAUUCAACUCAAGUCCUACACUGCCCACCACCCUUUUGUUCCUGUUCCGAAACCGCUGUCCUUGCCCAAACCAUAUACGAGCCAUCACAAAGGCGCAAAAUCUAUAGACAUUCCUAGACAGACCAUCAUGAAAGCACUAGCAUCCCGGAGUCCAAGUAAUGGUGCGACCACCGCACCACUUGGAGGACCAAAUUCGCUCAAGGGGCUCAUGAUGGAUGCUGGACUGGAACCAGCCAACGGAACGUCUCCAUCGUUAUGCCAGACGGCCACCUUCAGUCGCUCCAACGGUGUCCCAGUCCUGUCGCCUUCCUCGACCAGUUUUUUGAGAUCGCCCUGUUUCUUCCAUCAACGGUUUGAAGGGUUGGUAGACAUACAAAAAGUUCUAGAUGAGAUCUCAGAAGACGACUUUUCACACUCCCGUCUCAUGCAGACUGCAACUGGGGUGCGGGAGGUUUCCAAGCAGUUACAGCGUCGACCGCUGAAGCGUGCGGUGCGCAACAUCAUGAUUGUGACAAAAGCGCGAGACAAUGGGUUAGUGCACAAGACACGAGAUUUGGCUGAGUGGCUACUAUCUACCCCCCGCUACGGCAACGAUCUCGGCGUCAAUGUCUAUGUCGACGCCAAGUUGAGACAUUCUAAGAGGUUCGAUUCUGCAGGCCUGUUGAAGAAGCAGCCUGCGUUCCAGUCAAUGCUCAAGUACUGGACCCCAGACCUGUGUUGGUCAUCGCCAGAAAAGUUUGAUCUUGUCCUUACUUUGGGCGGUGAUGGCACCGUCCUCUUCACCUCAUGGCUGUUUCAACGAGUCGUGCCACCGGUUCUGUCUUUCUCUCUGGGCAGCCUGGGCUUUCUCACCAACUUUGAAUUCACCAAGUAUAAAGAGCAUCUGGACAGCAUCAUGGGCGAUGCGGGAAUGCGGGUUAACCUCCGGAUGCGAUUCACAUGUACUGUCUGGAGGGCCGAUACCUCAUCCGGCGCAUCCAAAGGUGCCGUGGAAGAAGGCGAGCAGUUUGAAGUCCUAAACGAGUUGGUUAUUGACCGAGGCCCGUCCGCCUACGUUUCAAACUUGGAACUGUACGGCGAUGGCGAGCUUCUCACCAUUGUCCAGGCCGAUGGCUGCAUCUUUUCCACCCCAACUGGCUCCACGGCCUACUCACUUUCUGCUGGCGGCUCGUUGAUCCAUCCGUCGAUUCCUGCCAUCCUUUUGACUCCCAUCUGCCCGCAUACGUUGUCAUUCCGACCCAUGGUUUUGUCUGACACCCUAGCGUUGCGAAUUGCCGUUCCAGCCAAGUCUCGCUCCUCGGCUUACUGCUCCUUUGACGGCAAGGGCCGAAUCGAGCUGAAGCAAGGAGAUUAUGUCACUCUGGAGGCCUCGCAGUACCCGCUUCCCACCGUCAUGACCGGAACCAAUGAGUGGGUAGAAAGUGUACAGAGAGCCCUGAGAUGGAAUGUGCGAGGAGCCGUCCAGAAAGGUUGGGACGAAGGCGAGGAAGAGGAUGAGCAGAGUGACGGAAAAUGGGACAUUGACAUUGACUCAAGUCCCCUCGGUGGUACAGACAGCGGGAUCGGGCCCAGUGAAGAUGGCGAUCCCGGAACCGCCAGUCCCACGAGACGCCAGAUGAGUCUCUUGAAUAUGUAA